AUGGCGAAUUUUUGCAGCUCAUGUGGCGAAAAUCUGGGCCAGUUUGCCAUGGCCAAUUUUUGCCCCAAAUGUGGGACGAAAGUGCACGCAGAGUUUAAUGCGAUAGAGAGCGUGGUAAUAGAGAAGUAUUUCCAUUUGGGUUAUGAUUAUAAAACAAUCACAGAUCUGCUACAGGUCUACCAUGGCAUCUCCAUGAGUGUUCGCACUCUUAAAGGGAGACUUCAGAGCUAUAAUCUUGUGAAAACGAAAAUAAACGCUGAUGAAGACUUGAUAAGGAACAUCAUUAGAAGUGAAAUGCAAGGGCCAGGGAAGCUUGCUGGUUACAGGAAGAUGUGGCAUAUACUAAGAAUCAAACACCAUGUACAUGCAUCAAGAAGGCUUAGUGUUCAAAUUCUUCACGAACUUUCGAUGAUUUCAAACGAGCUCCAAAAAGCUCCCCAUGUGCAGUACACAAAACAUCUACUCGAUCAUCGUUUACCAGGCAAACGUUGUCACUUUGCCAUUCUUCUGCGAGGAGUCUUUGGGAAGCUGGCGUCCAAAUACAGUAAAAACAAUUUGGAGGCCACAAAGAAAGGAGUAAGGAGUACUCUUGCUUUGCUUCCUUUACUCGGUGUCACGUAUUUGUUUGGAUUCAUACAGUUCAAUGAUGCGUUGCGUUGCCUCUUCAUUGUGCUCAACUCAACUCAGACUGCAAUAGCCUUAUAUUUCAAAAAAGAUACAUCUAUUUUGAGAAUGUCAGACAAUCUGUCCCAGCUGAUUGUAUACACCAUUGUCAGCGGUCUGAGCAUUUUGAACAACUUGUCGCUUGGUAGUUCAGUUGGUAGUUCAGUUGGUAGUUCAGUUGGUAGUUCAGUUGGUAGUUCAGUUGGUAGUUCAGUUGGUAGUUCAGUUGGUAGUUCAGUUGGUAGUUCAGUUGGUUGUUCAGUUGGUAGUUCAGUUGGUAGUUCAGUUGGUAGUUCAGUUGGUAGCUCAGUUGUUGCGUUUGUCGUUCUGUGGGUGGUUCUGUUGGUAGUUCAUUUGGUCAUUCAGUUGGUAGUUCAGUUGGUAGUUCAGUUGGUAGUUCAUUGCGUCAUGGUUGAGGUGAAACUGAGAUACCUCCAUGCAGCUGUAAUCGUGCACCUUUUCAGUGCGGUGAAUACAAACUUUUGCAAUGGCCGAAUCAACACAGUAAGAACUCCCACCUACCCCAGUCGGCCAAUACGCGUUCCUGAUCUUGUGCUACUUCGCCGGUUUAAAGCCAACUGCCGCGACGAAGAAGGAUUAGGAUACAAGUCAGAACAAGUUUGGUCGACGUCUCCAUGUCUUCAUUGCCAUUGCAAUGAGAGUCUAAUCUCAUGUCAAAGAAGAGUGAAAGUGUUCUUCCCAGGGUACAAGAACGGUUUCACUUGGCUAGAAGAGACCUGUCGUCAACCCUCUUGUAAGAUUCUCCAGUUCAUUCGAGAGAGGACAGAUAUUUGUGAAGGUGUGGAGAUAAUUAUGGAUGGUGGAAUCCUAAUGAAACACCAAAGUUGGAAUUACAAAGGCUGCAAACUGUUUUUCAAUGGAACAGACCUUGAUGGCAGUGAAGUCUGUCCUCCCAUGGCCAGACCUGAGUGCUAUGUCUACAGCGGAACUAUCUGCUGUGCCUCUAAGUGCGCAGCUCUCCAAGAAAUAGCAAAAAUGUUGAGAGGCAACCUAACAGUAUGCUCAAAUGGUCACCAGCUGGUUUCAGAGGGUCUUUGCCGGAAAAAACCUCUGGGCUGUUUGCAUGAUCCCAGUCGUAAUAGCUGUUCGUCGGAGGUCUCGUGUCAGGAUGAAAAGUCCAAUCAGUACUUCGAGGGGGUCACGUGGUCAGUGGGUAACUGCAUUCAGUGCUCCUGUCGAGCUGGAAAGAUCCACUGCAAACGAGAGAUCUCAGUGAUAAAUAGCUUGGAGGAAGAAUCUCUGACAGAAUAUUGCAUUCAAAAUGAGUGUGAUGUAUCCCGUUUUCUGGCCAAAAAUCGCGGCAAGUGUAAAGCUUGCAGGUGGAAUGGCACCAUCUACUUUGAAGGCGAUAGCUGGAAGGAAAAAGAUAUCCAUUUCUUUUGUAGCACCUACGAUCAGACACUGAGGGCUGGUUGCUAUGUUGAACAACGCCGAGUGAAUUGCGCGCAGACUUCAAAAUUAGACAUAGGAAACAUCACCUCGUUGUACGACGACCUUUUCUUGUGCAAAAGUGGAGACGAAAUUCUGUCGAUAGAUAAUCGGUGUGAUGGUUCUGUUAAUGACUGCUCUGAUGGAUCAGAUGAGGACGAUUGUGACCAAUGUUACUGUGCCUCGAAAAAUAUGUUGUCUUUUAAAUUACCAAGGUCAGCUUCUUCUGCAAAGGAAAUACGACAGUGCUCUGCAAUGGAUCCAUCCUUAACAGGAACGCUUCAGUUUGAAUGCGUUUAUGGCAAAUAUACAACCAUGUGGAGACUCUUAGACGAGAAAUGUAAAUGUGAAAAUAAAGGUCUUCUUGAUUACUUCAAUCAAAAGAUUACGGAGGUGAACAUUACAAACUUUCUUGACAUUUCACGAGAGUUUUCUGCUUCAAUAGGGCGUUUUCAAAACAACAGAGUGUUUUUUGAGAUCUACAACAAUCUCUUCCAAGCCGUAAAAAUGUUAUUAACACCCGUCACUCCGAAGAACGCUAAUAUCACGAUGAUCUUCUGUCAGGAUAUUUUUGUGUCUUACAAGCACGCGCCUCCCACAUCCACCUCAGACUUCUGUAAGACUAAAAGUUCCUUUGAUUUGGAAGAGCGAAUGAAUUUGACAAUUGCAGUGUGCCAUCUCUUUCGGGAGGCUGCGUCACUGGUAGGCUCUAACAAGUCAUGUUACAAACCUCCUCCAAGAGGGGCUAGCGGUCCUGGCGGUCCUGCGAUGUCUGGGAUAUUUGCCCCACGCCCCCCCAGAGAAAUGACGGUCCCGACCGGAAGAUUCAACACAAAACGCCAGUUAGAUAUCAGGUUAAACUCCAAAUCACUUGGGUGGCUGCCAGAUUUUCCAUCAAAAGAAGUUCAUCUGAACCUGACAUCUGUCGUAAACACCACAAACAGUUCUAAUAUUUUAGACAAGGUUAAGGUCCCAUUCAGCCACAAAGAAAAAGAGAUAAUGGAAGCAAAUGGCUGUAAACUGAUUACAAUCGAUGAGGAAAGCGGAGAUCAAGUGAUCCUCAACCCUGAGCUCACGCCCGAGUCACUCAAACAAAGAGAAAUUCAGGGCAACUUGGAGUUGGUUCUCAUUUGUAUUUCAAUAGCAGCAGUGUUCGUGUCACUUGUACUCCUUACAGUCAUAAGGAUAAAGAGUGAAAAGUUGUUUGUGCAUAAAAAUCUUCUGCUGUCAAUGGGCCUCGGUAACCUCGUGGGUGUUCUAGAUGCGACAUUCUUCAAAACUAGAGAGAAAUAUCCUGCGUUUUGCACGACCCUGGCAGUGGUCGAGCACUUUCUUUACACUGCAAUAUUUACCUGGAUGUUGGUUGAAGGAAUAAAUCUGUACAUCAAGUUGGUCAAGGUCUUCUCUCUGAACAAGCAAUAUGUGACCUACGUGGCAGUGGGCUGGGGAAUCCCUCUGGUGAUUGUGGGAUUGGUGGCAGCCAUUGAACCGUCGAGUUAUGACAUGGGGAAAGUCACAUUCACCGAUAUCACUUGUGGCUCCUUGGUUAUACGAAUGGAAAUAAAGCGGGACAGAUGCUGGCUCAACGGAAACCAGUGGAUUUUUAAAGGACCAGUUUUGGCCAUUCUUCUGGGAAAUGUUGUCAUUUUUGCUAUUCUUCUGCGAGUUGUCUUUGGGAAGCUGGCCUACAAAUAUAGUAAAAACAGCUUGGAAGCUUCAAAGAAAGGUCUAAAGAGUAUUCUUGCUUUGCUUCCUUUACUUGGUGUCACGUAUUUGUUUGGAUUCGUACAGUUCAAUGACGCUUUGCGUUAUAUCUUUAUUGUGCUCAACUCAACUCAGGGAGUCGUAUUUUGUGUCUUUCACUGCAUACUUGACGAUCAGGUCCGAGAAGCCAUUCGCAAGCUUUGUAAGAAACAGUCACUGGGUUCGCAAACGGAAACAUCGAUAGCUAUGACUUCUGAUGGCAGAAUGAGAACGGGCAGGAAGUCACAUGGCGACGAAAAGAAGGACUGCGAGGUCGUCCAAGAUGAGCUGGUAAAAGGAGAGGCAAUUUAACGAGUACAAUUACUUAUUGAUCAACCUUGAGAGUGAAGGGUGUAAACUGCAUAACAACUUGAAUGCUAACACCCCUCCGUGCCGUCAUGCUGCGGAUAAAGCUGUGUUGCUUUGUUUAUGAUUCACCAAGAGGGUCUCAAUGGGGUUAACCGUUAGCCGUAAAACUGCAAAACAGUUUAGCUCUCAGGCGUAAAAAUUGGCAUAUUGUAACCAAUAGUCAUAAAUAAAGUUGAUCGUAAAAUGUUUUCUUAUCUACGAUGCGUCGUUUAGAAAGUGUCAAAAUCUUAGAGCGCUACAAGUCUAGUCUUGUGGCCGACAGAAAUUUUUUAAUAUCAGCCGAAGAGCAGCACGAUCUCAAAUCGGCCUGGUUGCCUGAGUCUUGUGGUAAAAGCAAGCGGAUAACUGUGUUUUAAAACACCGAAAAAUAGUCAUUAAGUUUUCACAAUGAUUGAAACUAAUUUGUAACAUUUCUGUUAACUGUUACAGGAAGAAAUUAACCGUUAGUCGUAAAAUACAUCACCCCAGUGAGACCCUCCACUAAGGUCUAGAAUAAUCAAAAAACGAAAGUGACAAGUAGUAUCGCUUUGUAACUUUGUAAUGCUUUCAUAGGGAUCUAGGAAUGAAGCUUAAAUGAAGCUUUGUCGUUUUGCUAAUGAUGUUAUUAACUUUAAUGGUGGAUCAAGAAGUAACGAUAAGUCAUCUUUAGGGAUUUAGGUAAAAUUGAUAAUCUACUUUGAAGCCUGCGUAAAUAAGACCAGCGAUAUGUAGUUUAAAAGUCGCGAAUCGGAAAUCAAUUGAAUCGUUAUCAUGUUUAGCCAUGUUCGGGGUUAGAUAAAAGAAGCAUGGAAAGUAUGGGUUAUCUAAACCGAUAGGAAAUGCUUAACAUAUUCAGCGCAUGUACCAAAAAUGCUACGCCGAUUGUAAAAAGUAAAAGCUCAACUCUAAUAGUC
Molecule: messenger RNA, 5117 nt
Organism: Stylophora pistillata
Lineage: Eukaryota; Metazoa; Cnidaria; Anthozoa; Scleractinia; Pocilloporidae
Biological process (GO): G protein-coupled receptor signaling pathway; cell surface receptor signaling pathway
Cellular component (GO): plasma membrane
Molecular function (GO): protein binding; G protein-coupled receptor activity
Source: RefSeq, a predicted model, not a curated record